AUGGCUGGUCGUCGGCAGGAAAAAAACAAAGCGACUGCGCUACCUCUGCCUCCUCCACAGAAUGCCCCCGAGAGACCUGAAAACUCCGAGCAACAAAUUACAGCAUUUUGGGCCAUUCAACUAAACAAUGUCAAGCUGUGGGUGCAUCUUGAAGGCCAUGCGAGAGCCAAGAAAGUGGGAGUUGCAAACGCCAAGGAUCUAGAUGACCUUACACCAAUACUCCAGAGCAAGUUUCAAUCCCUGCGUUCCGUUGAGCAAGCCGACAUACAAUUCUUCGUAAGAAAGUCGCAUACGAAUCCCCUUCCCCCUGGCACCACUAUUGAAGAAAUCCAAGCGAAUAACACCGACAAAGUGCCGCUUAUCGUGCGGUACCCACUUUCAAACGACACCGUCGGUAUAGAGGUUACGCACAUCAAGAGUCAUAUCAAAAUCUCUCUGGCUCAUUCCACCGGUACCUG
Molecule: messenger RNA, 458 nt
Organism: Paraglomus occultum
Lineage: Eukaryota; Fungi; Glomeromycota; Glomeromycetes; Paraglomerales; Paraglomeraceae
Source: the annotation of a GenBank genome assembly